AUGUAUAAUCUUCUUCAGCGUGCUAAUGCGAUAUUCGCAUUUGCAAUGACAGUCACAUUUGGCGUCCUCGCUGCAAUAGCGAUAGCGACGCCAUUUUUACCUUCUUCACCUUCAGCUCAAAUUAAUGUUAAAGAUAUACAAGUUAUUUCAUACGACUAUAUGGGUCGAGGCGAUAGCGAGUUUGCAUUUGUGAAAUUGAAUCUUGAUGCUGACUUAACCUCCCUAUUCAAUUGGAAUACGAAACAAUUAUUUGUUUCCGUUGUUGCAGAAUAUGAAACUAAUUCGCACGAUAUUAACCAAGUGGUUUUGUGGGAUUCGAUCAUUCAGUCAAAAGAAGAGGCACUCAUCAAAGUCUCAGAUUUACAUAAUGAAUAUAACUUUGUUGAUAUCACAACAAGCUUCCGUCAGGUGAAUGCAUCGUACUCCUUACAUUGGGAUGUAAUGCCAUACGUGGGAGUGUUAACAAGUGGACGAACGAGAUCUGAUCAAUUUAUUAACUUCCCUCCACGGUCAAAUGAGUAUAGAUAA
Molecule: messenger RNA, 528 nt
Organism: Dentiscutata erythropus
Lineage: Eukaryota; Fungi; Glomeromycota; Glomeromycetes; Diversisporales; Gigasporaceae
Source: the annotation of a GenBank genome assembly